This is a messenger RNA of Nezara viridula (southern green stink bug), 2043 nucleotides long. Lineage: Eukaryota; Metazoa; Arthropoda; Insecta; Hemiptera; Pentatomidae. The record is from the annotation of a GenBank genome assembly.
AUGUGGAACUUUUUUGCUCGAGAAAGUUUUCCCUAUGAAUCGGUUGACAAAGUUGAUUUCUUUAACGGAUUAUCCGUCUUAUCUUUAAACGAUGGUGUAAAAAAGGGCACUGGUGAAAAAGUCAGUAUUUUCACCUAUAAUAAAAAAUCAGGGAAUCAAGACUUAUUGGAACAUGUCAAAUCAGCUAUUAAACGAUUGAAAACUCUGAAACAUCCAGCGAUUCUAACUUAUUUGAACAGUUAUGAGGAUGAAAAUGUGAUUCACAUUGUUACUAACCGUUGCAUUCCUUUGUUGGUUUAUCUGAAAACAUUGGACUCAGAGCAAAAUGGAGAAAUGUAUUUGAAAUGGGGAUUAGCAACAAUUGGUGAAGCAGUUGCAUUUCUAAACAAUGCCGACUUACGUCAUAAUAAUAUCUUCCAUGGUUCUGUUUUUGUUAAUGAUCAUGGUUUUUGGCAACUUGGAGAAGUUGGAUACAUUAGCUCUCUGAAAUCAAGCUAUCCGUAUAAACACACUGAAGGAAUGAGGAAGUAUAAUCCACCCGAAGAAAUGCUUAAAUCUUCAGUUUGGUCCAUUGAUAAUUGGAGCUUAGGUGUAUUACUUUGGGAAACUUUUAAUGGUGAAUUAGAUUCUUUAAAAAGCCUUGCUAAACCAAAAAAGAUACCUUCUGACUUGAUAAAAAUUUUUAAUCAACUUCUUCACCAGAGAGAAUAUGACAAAGAGAUUAUUGAAAGCUUCAUAAAGAGUUGCACGUGUCACAAUGCUUUGUUCAAUACCCUUGAUGCUCUUAGCAACUAUCAUCUUAAAGAUAAGGACAUAAAAGGGAAAAUUGCCAAAGAUUUGCUUGCAUUAUUACCAAUGAUUCCUAAGGAUAUUGUUUUAAAUAAAAUAUUAUCAUUGCUGAAACAGGCACACGGAUUUGAUUCUGAAAGUAGUGCUUACUUAGUACCAAUUGUUGCAAAGAUUCCUACUUUAGCAACUGAAGAAAAAUUAAAAAGUGAUAUAGAACAAUUUCUGGUACUAUUAUUUUCUUCAAAUGAUAGAGCUACACGUCUUUCUCUUUUAAUGAAUAUUGAAGAAUUCAUAAAUGUGAUUAGCAAAAAGAGUGUCAAUGAUAUAUUCCCAUACUUCUCUGCAGGAUUUUUAGAUUCCAAUCCUAAAAUCAGAGGUGAAACUGUUAAGGCAAUGGUUUCUAUAGCUCCCCUACUGUCUAAAAAAAAUUUAAAUGAUGAAAGUAUGCGGCUUUUACUCCAAAUACAAGCAAAGGAUGCAGAGGCACAUAUAAGAACCAAUGCUACCAUUUGUCUGGGAAAAAUAGCAUAUUCUCUACAACCUACCACAAGAAAAAAGGUCCUCUUGAAUGCUUUCUUAUUUGCAUUACAUGAUUCUUGUCCUACAGUGAGAAAUUCAGGUAUUCAAGCUUUUGCCGUCACUCAUCGAUUCUUUCCAGUUGAAGAAACAGCAAAAAGCAUUUUGCCUGGACUUAUUUGUUUAACGAUAGAUUCUGAUUCAAAUGUAAGAGAUAAUGCUUUUAGAACUAUCAAGGUUUUAAUAUCAAAACUAGAACAAGUUUCAAAAUCACCAGAAAUGAAGGAAACAAUAGAAAAAGAUGUGAUGAGUGAAACUUGUGAAGACAAUGUAACUUGGUCAGGUUGGGCAUUUUCUGCAUUAACAUCAAAGUUUUUGAAACCAAAUGAAACAAAAACGAAAGCUGAUUCAGUAGAAAACAAAAAGGUUGAUACUCUAGAAAACAAAAAAUCUGAAGUAAUAGCCAACAAAAAACCUGGUUCCAAAAUUUCAGAGCCUUCGGUAAGUGAACCCAAACAAGAUAAAGAAAAAAUAACAAAUAUAGUACCAUCUGCAGAUCCUCAUUCUGAUGAUAGUGAAGCUUCUGAUUACGAUGGUUGGGGCGAUAGCAACUGUGAAGGCUGGGAUGAUGUAUCUGAGGUUUUCCCUGCCAAGAAAAGUGAAAAAAGUAAUAACGAAGAAAAUUUACCAAGGAGAAACGCAGGUCCUAUGAAACUUGGUACCCGUUUAAAGAAGUGA